This is a messenger RNA of Betta splendens (Siamese fighting fish), 1195 nucleotides long. Its product is annotated as lathosterol oxidase-like. Gene Ontology annotation, molecular function: oxidoreductase activity; iron ion binding. The coding region runs from base 144 to 989 and encodes 281 amino acids. The transcript is spliced from 6 exons. Lineage: Eukaryota; Metazoa; Chordata; Actinopteri; Anabantiformes; Osphronemidae. The record is from RefSeq and is a predicted model, not a curated record.
AGCGUGUCAGGAAAAGAGUUCACAUCAGACGCUUGUGUUUCUCGCUCACUGACAGUUUGUGACACGUCACUGCCCAUGAGACAUUUGUGAGCGUGUCUGCUGGAGGAGUUGACCCGCGGACUUCCCACGACACAGAUUGUGCCAUGGAUCAUGUGCUGAACAUCGCUGACCAUUAUAUCUUCACACCGUAUGUUUACCCAUCCACAUGGCCUGAGAAUGAUACUCUGCGUCAGCUAAUCAGCCUGUGGGUGGUGACCAACCUGGGAGCACAGCUGAUUUACCUGGGCUUUGGUGCACUUAGCUUCUACUAUGUGUUUGAGCACAAUCUCAUGAAACACCCACAGUUUAUUAAGAACCAGGUAAGAAAAGAGAUUGAACUGGGUACUGUUGCCAUCUUUUGGAUGAGCUUCCCCACAGUGGCCCUCUUCUUCUGGGAGGUCAGGGGACACAGCAAACUUUAUGACAACAUCAGCAAAUCAACUCUGGGUUGGUCUGGAAUGUUCCUGAGCAUUGCUGGUUUCUUAUUCUUUACUGACAUGUGUAUCUACUGGAUACACUGGUGCAUGCACCAUAAGAGUAUUUACAAGUACUUACAUAAGCAACACCAUAUAUUCAAAAUCCCUACACCAUUUGCCAGUCAUGCCUUCCACCCACUUGACGGUUUCCUGCAGAGCUUACCUUACCAUCUAUACCCGUUCAUCUUCCCCCUCCACAAGGGGAUCUACCUGUCACUCUUUGUCUUUGUCAACAUCUGGACCAUUUCCAUACAUGAUGGAGACUACCGCAUACCUGGCCCUUUCAUAUAUCUAAUCAACGGUGCUGCUCACCACGCAGAUCAUCACCUCUACUUCAACUACAAUUACGGACAGUACUUCACACUCUGGGAUCGCCUGGGGGGCUCCUACCGGCACCCCUCGGCCCUGCUGGGGAAGGGGACACAUGACCAGAUUCGUGAACUCAUGGCAGAGGCUGCACAAACACAGCGAUGACAUUUGUGAGUGUAGUUAGUGUAUUCAUAAAAGAUGUAAGGUUGUUGCUUCAGCUACACAAGUAGCAUAUAUUGAGUUUGAAAUACCAAACUCUAAAUAUACAUCAUGCCAUUUAUCUUGGUGGUGAUACUAACUAAAUUAUAGCUGACAUUAAUAGGAUGUAGAAAAAAAAUUUCAAAUAAAACUGAUUUGCCCUAGUAAAAUAA